Ceratotherium simum simum (southern white rhinoceros) is the source of this 1006-nucleotide messenger RNA. The record is from RefSeq and is a predicted model, not a curated record. Lineage: Eukaryota; Metazoa; Chordata; Mammalia; Perissodactyla; Rhinocerotidae.
ACAGAAAAGGACGAGCCUCCGCUUAGCAAGGCCGGGCAGGAUGUGGUUUUGCAUCUGCCCGCAGAUGGGGUGAUUUUGGAUGGCCGCGAAAGCACAGAUGACCACGCCAUCAUCCAGUAUGAGUGGACACUGCUGCAGGGUGACCCUUCAAUGGACUUGAAGGUGCCUCAGUCAGGAACCCUGAAGCUGUCCCACUUACAGGAAGGAGUGUACACCUUUCAGCUCACUGUGACGGACACUGCUGGGCAGAGAAGCUCCGACAACGUCUCGGUGACAGUGCUUCCCAUGGCCUUUUCCACGGGAGUGAGCCUUGACCAGAAGAUGGGGACCCACACAACUACUGUCCAGCCUAGAACCACAGGACCAAAUGAAGAUACCAGGGGGGGCUCCUUGUUGGAGAAGUCCCAGAAAGACACUGCCCCAAACCAGCCCCCUGCGUUGUCAAACACGGAGAAGAGGAAUCAUUCCGCCUUCUGGGGACCAGAGAGUCAGAUUGAUCCCAGGAUGCCAGACAGUAGUUCCUCAGGGAAGAACAGAAAAAAGGAAGAUUAUAUUUUUGAGUCAAAGAGUGAUCGAGGAGGAGGGGAACACCCAGCCCCCGAAGCAGGUGCAGUGCUCCCCCUGGCCCUGGGUUUGGCCAUCACUGCUUUGCUGCUUCUCAUGGUUGCCUGCCGGCUCCGACUGGUGAAACAGAAACUGAAAAAAGCUCGUCCCAUUACAUCUGAGGAGUCUGACUACCUCAUAAAUGGGAUGUAUCUAUAAUAAGUGUAAUUUAAAUAGCUGGGGGCAAGGACAUGUUUCACUUAUAAUUUAUACAUAUAUUGGGUUCUGGAUAUUGACAACCUCUUUUGUUUUUAACUGGGCUAAGAAAACUACUGAAAGCCUAGAAGAUUCUGCAAAUCUCAAACCUUUGUCUUUAUCGUGGAAAGAUUUUCCUUGGGAAGUAUGUGAAAUAUUUUGAAAUUUAGAGAGGAGUCCAUAUGAUUAAAGUCUUUCACAAAUCUAA